Messenger RNA from Anolis sagrei ordinatus, 1683 nucleotides. The record is from RefSeq and is a predicted model, not a curated record. NCBI's taxonomy places the organism in Eukaryota, Metazoa, Chordata, Lepidosauria, Squamata, Anolidae.
GCCAGCGGAAACAGCGCAGUAUCGAAGCAUCAGCUCCGAAACACACAACCCUUCUGCUUUUGGGUCUUGCAGCAACGAAAGGACUUUCAUUUGCUUUGCCCAGGAAAAGGCAAGGAGGAGGAUGAAUGGCUUCAGGGAGCCAGGGCUGUGGCUACUGGUCCUUCUCCUGCUGCUCCUGGUCCACUGCAAGCAAACCUCCGGCAGCUCCGUGCCCCAAGUGGACUGCAUUGUCUUCAAUGAGGAAAGUCUGACCUGCAACUGGACCAGCAAGGAAAAACUGACUGCCAACUACACGCUGUAUUACUGGAUCGAAAACUAUAAAUUCUAUAGAGAGUGUCCGCAUUACUUCCAAAGGGACGAUGGCCUCAACACGGGGUGCCAAUUCAACCUCUCCGUGAAGGAUCUCCUCUAUUCUAAAUUCCAUGUUUAUAUCAACGCGAGUCACGGUGGAGCCGUUUCCAAGGAUUACAGGACCCUGCUGGAGCGAGUGAAACCUGGAUCCCCUUUCAACCUCUCCAUCCAAACCCAGGACAACCACCAGUUACUGCUGAGCUGGGAUUCGCCCUACAGUCAUCCACAUUACUUGGAACACAAGGUCAAGUACAAGAGCAACAAGGACGCAAGCUGGACGGAGCAAACUGUCGACAGGAUGCAGUUCAGCCUGCCCAGCGUGGAUCCGGAGAAGUUCUACACCUUCUAUGUCUCUAGCAAGGUCAAGGACAUCUUUGGGGAGACGGACUUGUGGAGUGACGUGGCCGGCCCCAUCCACUGGGGGAAAGAAGCAGAUGAGCCCUCCAUAGAGCCGUGGGUCCAGAUUGCCAUUGGAGUUGGCUCCUUCUGCCUCCUGCUUCUGAUGGUGGUGAGCCUCAUGUCCAUGGAGAGGGUCCGGCUGGUUCUGCUGCCUGCCAUCCCCAACCCCGGCAAGAAAUUCGAAGAUCUCUUUACAGCGUACCAUGGCAAUUUCUCUGAGUGGGCUGGGGUCCCGAAGGAUGCCGUGGAAGCCUUCAAGCCCAGCUAUUGCGAGAGCAUCUGUCGCGUCAGUGAGCUCUUCCCCGGCGGGGGCUAUCUGCCCGUCUGCAGCGAUGCCAUGGGCAAGGCCUGCCCCGUUCCCAAAGGAAUUGCCCCAUAGAGGGACCCCACUUCUCACCUCCAGUCCCAGUUGGCUACCAAAGCUGGAAAUAUCGCUUAAAUAUAAAAAAGUUGUGCCUCCCGCGAUCACCCACUCAUGGGUGCCUUGGGGAUUCUGAAUGUUGUAGUCCAAUGCAGCCAUGCUUCCAAGCCCUAAAGGCUACCUAUCUAGUCCAACCCCUGCCAUGCUGCCAUAGCCUUCCCAAGAGAUUAACAUCUGGAUACAAAAUGGGGGUUAAUGCUUUGGAAGAGAGCUUUUUCCACUAUCAAAGGUUUCUUUUCCUGGUCCCUUCCAAUGCUUAGGUAGAAUCUCUUAUUUUUCUACUUCAGUCCUUCUCACUGCCAUAUAAUCCAGAUUAUCAAAGCAGAUAAUGCACAUUAUUUGCUUUGAACUGGAUUAUAGGAGUCUACACUGCCAUACAAUCCAGUUUAAAGCAGAUAAUCUGGAUUUUAUUUGGCAGUGUAGCCCCUUCACUGAUGUAAGGAUCUCUUUUUAUGCUAUGUUCUAUCAAUUCAAUGCACAAUUAUAUAUAUAUAAAGAGAGAGAUAUAUAUA